AUGUCGGACGAUAAGAACGCCAAAGAGGAGGUCUACGGUAUCUCCUCUGCCGUUGAAGAUCGUUCCAAUAGUGUUGGCGGUGCCAAGCAGCGUCACGGCACAAAGACCAAGGAGGUCCUUAAUGCCGAUCUUUUCGCUGCCCUUGAGGAGACCAAGAUCGAAAGAUGGAGCAAGGAAUCUAUCCACUUGUACUUCUGUAUCUUUGUUGCAUUCUGUUGUGCCUGUGCCAACGGUUAUGAUGGAUCUCUGAUGGGAUCCAUCCUCGCCAUGGACCAUUACCAAGAAGUCUUCAAGACCGGAAUGGAUGGCCCCAAGGUCUCCCUUGUUAUGUCACUCUACACAGUUGGCUCCAUUGUCUGUACUCCCGUCAGUGCUAUCAUUUCCGACAAGCUUGGUCGCCGCAAGUGCAUGUUUAUCGGUUCCUUGAUUAUUAUUAUUGGAUCAGUUAUUAUCACCAGUGCUAUGACCCUGCCGCAAUUCGUUGUUGGUCGAUUCGUCCUCGGUGUCGGCAUUCAAGUCAUGGUCGUCUCCGCCCCCGCUUACGCUGUCGAAAUUGCUCCGCCUCACUGGCGUGGUCGUGCCGUCGGCUUCUACAACUGCGGUUGGUUCGGUGGCUCCAUCCCUGCUGCUGCUCUCACCUACGGUACCGAAGCCAUUAACAACCACUGGCAAUGGCGCAUUCCCUUUAUCUGCCAGUGCUUCGCCUGUAUCAUCGUCCUUAUCUCUGUUUGGUUCAUCCCAGAGUCGCCUCGUUGGCUCAUUGCCAACGGCCGCAACGAAGAGGCCGAGGCAUUCCUGGUUAAGUACCACGGCAACGGUGACCCCAACGCUCGCUUGGUCCGUCUUGAGAUUGAGGAGAUGAGGGAAGGUAUCCGAAUUGACGGUAUUGACAAGAGGUGGUGGGAUUACCGCCCAUUCCUCAUGACAAAGAGUGGACGCUGGCGUUUCGCCCAGGUGAUGAUGAUUUCCAUCUUCGGACAGUGGUCUGGAAAUGGUCUUGGUUACUUCAACGCCACCAUCUUCAAGGUUAUUGGAUACGAGAAGAGCUCAACCCAGUUGUUGCUUAACCUCGUCAACUCUAUUGUCUCAGCUGUGGGUGCUUUGACCGCCGUGUACUUCACCGAUAGAAUGCGUCGUCGCCCUGUUCUUAUCUUCGGUACCUUUGCAUGCGCUGUCAUGCUUGGCAUCAACGCCGGUCUCCUACAGGAAGUCGCCAACACUGGUUCUAUCGGCAAGACCAAGGGCCAGGCUGCUCUUGCUUUCUACUACCUUUUCAACGUCAUCUUCUCCUUCACCUACACUCCCCUCCAGGGUGUCAUUCCCGCCGAGGCUCUGGAGACCACCACUCGCUCCAAGGGUCUUGCCCUGUCUGGCUUCAUGGUCUCCGGUAUCAGUUUCAUCAGUCAAUUUGCUACACCCAUUGGUAUUGCGAACGUCUCUACCAACUACUUCUGGAUUUUCGUCGGCUGGGAUGUUAUCGAGUCCGUUUUCUGGUACUUCUUCUGUGUCGAAUCCCACGGCCGUACUUUGGAACAGUUGGAGUGGGUUUACCAGCAGCCCAACCCCGUCAAGGCUUCCCUCAAUGUGCACAAGGUUGUUCUUCAGGAGGAUGGCACUGUUACCGAGAAGAUUACCGACGAUGCUUGA
This is a messenger RNA of Penicillium griseofulvum, 1647 nucleotides long. RefSeq lists its product as uncharacterized. The record is from RefSeq and is a predicted model, not a curated record. Gene Ontology annotation, biological process: transmembrane transport; carbohydrate transport. Gene Ontology annotation, cellular component: membrane. Gene Ontology annotation, molecular function: carbohydrate:proton symporter activity. The transcript has 9 exons. Lineage: Eukaryota; Fungi; Ascomycota; Eurotiomycetes; Eurotiales; Aspergillaceae. The coding region runs from base 1 to 1647 and encodes 548 amino acids.